Messenger RNA from Sapajus apella (tufted capuchin), 4682 nucleotides. RefSeq names its product zinc finger protein 652 (gene ZNF652). Gene Ontology annotation, molecular function: RNA polymerase II cis-regulatory region sequence-specific DNA binding; DNA-binding transcription activator activity, RNA polymerase II-specific. Gene Ontology annotation, cellular component: nucleus. The transcript has 6 exons. NCBI's taxonomy places the organism in Eukaryota, Metazoa, Chordata, Mammalia, Primates, Cebidae. The record is from RefSeq and is a predicted model, not a curated record. Gene Ontology annotation, biological process: regulation of transcription by RNA polymerase II. Bases 482 to 2302 code for a protein of 606 amino acids.
AGGGAGUCGCGAGACGUCGGAGCGACGGCCACGUAGCGCUGCGGCGGCGACGGCAGCAACCGAGGCCGGGUCUGAGGAGCGGCCCUGAGGACAGACGUUGGGCAGGGGGGAGGGGCCGGCCCAGCCGGCGGUUGUGACUCGAGCGCCGCGGCUGCAGGCCCCCGCCGCAGGGAUGGACCGCCGAGGCGGCGGCCGGGGCGGCGGAGGCGGAGGCGGCCGGCCCGGAUAAGAUGCUCCAACUCCCUUGCAGUUCUCUUCAGAAGAAAAAUCACUAGUGCUCUGCCCUUGCCGUAAUACCAGACCUGUUUGACUUAUGCUUUGGUGCUGCAACACUGGAAGAAUUGCACAGUUUCCAGGAAUAUCUUUUUUUCAUUUGAGUGAUUCUUUGUGGAUGAAAACAGAUUUGAGUCUUAAUAAUUACCUUGUUUAAAAGCUGUUUUCUUUAUAGUCUGAACUGCUUAAUAAAUUGGGCCGUUUACCAAUGAGCCACACAGCCAGUUCUUGUCAGGAGCUGGUUGAAAGCUGUGCUGUGCAUGUAGCAGGAAUGGCACAAGAAGAUAGCCGUCGUGGUCAAGUGCCAUCUUCCUUUUAUCAUGGUGCCAACCAAGAACUUGACCUGUCCACCAAAGUGUACAAAAGGGAAUCAGGAAGUCCUUAUUCUGUGUUAGUGGACACCAAGAUGAGCAAACCACAUCUCCAUGAAACAGAAGAACAGCCAUAUUUCAGGGAGACAAGAGCAGUGUCUGAUGUGCAUGCUGUUAAGGAAGACCAGGAGAAUUCUGAUGACACAGAAGAGGAGGAGGAAGAGGAAGAAGUCUCUUACAAAAGGGAGCAGAUCAUAGUGGAGGUAAACCUUAAUAAUCAAACAUUAAAUGUGUCUAAAGGGGAAAAGGGUGUCUCUUCUCAGUCCAAAGAGACUCCUGUUCUUAAGACAAGCAGUGAGGAGGAAGAGAGUGAGGAAGAGGCCACAGAUGACAGCAAUGACUAUGGAGAGAAUGAAAAGCAGAAGAAAAAGGAGAAGAUAGUAGAGAAAGUCAGCGUUACACAAAGGAGAACGAGGAGAGCUGCCUCUGUUGCCGCAGCUACCACUUCCCCUACUCCUAGAACUACAAGAGGUCGUAGGAAGAGUGUAGAGCAACCUAAGCGUAAGAAGCGGGCCACAAAGGAGCCCAAAGCACCAGUCCAGAAAGCUAAGUGUGAAGAGAAAGAGACUCUGACCUGUGAGAAGUGCCCCAGGGUAUUUAACACUCGCUGGUACCUGGAGAAGCACAUGAACGUUACUCAUAGGCGCAUGCAGAUUUGUGAUAAAUGUGGCAAGAAGUUUGUCCUGGAAAGUGAGCUGUCCCUUCACCAGCAAACAGACUGUGAAAAAAACAUUCAGUGUGUUUCCUGUAACAAAUCGUUCAAGAAACUCUGGUCCCUUCAUGAACAUAUCAAGAUCGUCCAUGGAUAUGCAGAAAAGAAAUUUUCCUGUGAAAUUUGUGAGAAGAAAUUCUAUACCAUGGCUCAUGUGCGGAAACACAUGGUUGCACACACGAAAGACAUGCCAUUUACAUGUGAAACCUGUGGAAAAUCAUUCAAACGCAGUAUGUCACUCAAGGUGCACUCCUUGCAGCAUUCUGGAGAGAAGCCCUUCAGAUGCGAGAACUGUGACGAAAGGUUUCAGUACAAGUACCAGCUACGCUCCCACAUGAGCAUUCACAUUGGGCACAAACAGUUCAUGUGCCAGUGGUGUGGCAAGGAUUUCAACAUGAAGCAGUACUUCGACGAACACAUGAAAACACACACUGGAGAGAAACCCUUUAUCUGUGAAAUCUGUGGCAAAAGCUUCACCAGCCGCCCCAACAUGAAGAGACACCGCAGAACACACACAGGCGAGAAGCCCUAUCCAUGUGAUGUGUGUGGCCAGAGGUUCCGCUUUUCGAACAUGCUUAAGGCCCACAAGGAGAAGUGCUUUCGGGUGACCAGCCCCGUGAAUGUGCCGCCUGCUGUCCAGAUCCCACUUACAACUUCCCCAGCCACCCCAGUUCCUUCUGUGGUGAACACACCCACAACCCCCACCCCUCCAAUCAAUAUGAAUCCUGUAAGCACUCUUCCCCCUCGGCCCAUCCCCCACCCCUUCUCACACCUGCACAUCCACCCACACCCUCACCACCCACACCACCUUCCCAUCCCUCCGGUCCCUCACCUCCCCCCACCUCCAGCUCUCUUUAAGAGUGAGCCUUUAAAUCAUAGAGGCCAGAAUGAGGACAACUUUCUGCGGCACCUGGCAGAGAAGAACAGUUCAGCACAGCAUCAUUAACAUCCGUCUCCUUAGUGUGUUCUCCAGGAGACACGUCCCCAUGUGUGAGUGUGCACAGAGGGAGUUGGUGAGCAUUUCCUUGGUUCUCAGACUCUCUGCCUCUAUCAAGAGCUUCGCCAGUGUCAUUGAGUCAACAGAUCCAAGGGAAUGAACAAGAAGACUACCUUGAGCUCACUGAGGGACUGUCAUCUAAACCAGGGGAACCACUGAACGAAAGCCCAAUUUGCUUGCAUUUUCUGAUGACUUUUAUAAGUUUCAAAUACUCAGACUUGUGGAAUUUUAUAAUUUCAUAUCAGCUGAUGAGGUAUGCUUGCUUUUAUAUCCCAGACUUCUCCUCAAAGAGGGGAUAGGCCUGGUUUCCUUUGUACUAAUCGGGAAGGCUGUGAGAUUAAUCCAGAGCAUUAAUUGUAUCACUGUGUAUGGUAAGGAAUUCUUUUCAGCUUUUGGUGCCAGCUACAGAGUUGAGCUGGCCGUGUUUCACAGUAUAUCAAGCAUUAUAGAGAAAGACAGACAUGUUCUUCUUUGUGUAGCUCUCCUAACGCACUCUUUAUUUUACUACAGAAAUUAUUUUAGAGUUUUUGUAUAGACUUCUUUAGUAGUCUGUUUCUAAAAUGAAAUGUAUUUCAAUAAGCGGUGUAAUUUUUUCAGUGUAGCUGAACCUACGUUGUAAAAUAGAAAAAAAAUUUUAUAACCAUCAAAAUGUGAUUCUUAAAGAUGCAUAUAACUUCUAUAAUUCAAAGUUAUUCUUACAUCCGUACAACUCAAAAGGUGCUUCAGAAACUAGAUGUCUGAGAGGGUCUCCAGACCAGGUUACUGCAAAAACAAGGUUUUGCUUUCAGGAUUUGGCAUAAAUACUUGGUAGUUUUGAAAUCUCUGCUUAACAUUCAAAGAGGCUCCCUGAUGUGCUCCUGUCCUCCAUGUUCUCCUUGGCUCCGUUAGUGCAUUACAUGAAAUGAUUUGCAGGGGCUGGGGCCUUUUCCAGGGAAGUCACCUAAAACUUGCAUGUUUUGAAAAUUUGAAUAAGGCUGUUUGCUGACAGGAGGAGGAAGUGGAGAUCAUUUCAUCUCAGUCACAUCUGUUUCUCACUUCCCUUAGGAACUGUGUUCGUGUAUAGCUUUUAUGGGAUGACAAAUUGAAAUCUCUCAUUUUGAGGUUGCUUUAUUUUUCUAGAAUUGUUAUUAGAAGCCAAAAUGGUAAACUUGAAAUCACAAACAUGAUGUUGCCGUAGGGGCUGAGAAAUUCAGAUGAGAAGAUGACUUGGUUAUGAGUAAAAUGUGGAUGUGUUCACAAAUUUGAGCUAUUUUAACACAAUUUAAAUAGCAGUGAGGGAAAACUCCUAAGUUUUACUGCCCUGUCCUCUGCAAAUUAUGUAAUACCAGCAUUCUUAGGUGAUAAAGAGAGCAGCACUUCUAAUACCUUUAGGCAGAUUACUUUUUCAAGCUUGGAGAACUUCAAAAGAAUAUAAUCAACCAGGAGCUUAUUAUAGGAAAGGCUGAACAGAAGGGCUAGUGUAUUGAUUACUCUUAACUGAUCAAAUCUAUCUCAGUAUAGCUUAAAAUUUUGUAUUUCUUAUCUCAGAGAACUGAGCUCCCGGGCUAAAUCACUUAUCCCCCACCCCCUCUCCAAUUUUGUUUUUUUAAGAGACAAGGUCUUGCUGUGUUGCCCAGGCUAGAGUGCAGUGCUGAUCACAAGUACAAUUAUAGCACAUUACAGCCUCAGACUACUGGGCUCAAGCAAUCCUGCCUCAGCUAACCAAGUAAGUGGGACUACAGGCGCACGCUUCUAUGCCCAGUCCAUUUUUUAAUCUUGAAAUUUCUUUAUUUUUCUUUCCUUGGGUUCUUAAAGUCAUUGCCUGAAUCAGAAUGCUGACUUUUAUUUAUUUAUUAUUUUCAAUAUUAAAUGUGCAGAUACGCUUUGAGCACUUUUCUAGCUAAUUAGCUCUGUGGUAGGAAAAAAAUGGAACUCUUUCAAUUGAGGUUAAGUCCCUAUUUUUCAAACAUCACGUUCUCUAUUAGCUUUUUGGUUUAAUGUUUCUAAAUUUUCUCCUUCUGAUUUUGCCUGUCUUAUAUAAUGAGCAUAGGAAAAUUUUGAAAUGAGGCAGAAAAGUAUCUGAAGACAUACUUUUCUCCCUGUUUUUGGAUGUAAGUUUUAAAGAAUGGUAUUUUUAAUAUUUGUACACAUUCUUUGAGCACCCAGGUACCCAAGCCAAAAAGGAAAGUUAAUUCCUUGCCUAUGACUGUUAUAUCUUUAGUGGUUGUUUCCCCUCCUUCCAUAGUCUCCUUGGCAUUCCGUGACAAGUUUGUCAACCUACACUUUUAUAUAAACAUAUCAUUAUUUCAUGGUCAAGCCUGUAGUAUUAAAAUAAUUUUUUUUUAAAGAA